UUGUUUGUUUAUUUUAGAGUUAAAAUAUGCAUUGCCUUUAUUCAAUUUUAAACAAUUUAUCAGAUUUGAUUUUAUUUAGUUAAAGUUCUUGAGAAGAUGUUGAAAUCAGUAACACAACUCCCUGCAAUCAUAGAAUCAGAUAAUACAACAAGUAUAGAAGUCAUAUCAUUAGAUCAAAAAUCGUCAAUAGCAUUUUGCAAAAUAUGUUAUUCUGGAGGAAGUUGUGAACAAUUAAUACACCCUUGUUUUUGUAAAGGAUCGGUUGGUAACGUACACCUAACAUGUUUAGAAAGAUGGAUCAAUGAAUGCGGUGUCGAUCGGUGUGAGCUAUGUCUUUUUCAAUUCACAUCUGAUCAAACACGUCGAUACACAGUUUGGCAAUCCUUAAUGAUUUGGACAAGGAACCCAGUCCAUCGAAGCUUACUUAUAUCAGAUUCUAUAGUAAUGAUUGUCCUAACGGUUGUGAUGGCUUGUCUAAUUACAUCUGUAGUAAUGGGCAUGACUGUGUUUAGUACUUCAAAGACAGAAAGAUAUCUUGCUACUGGUUUAGCUUUUAGACAAAUUGCUUUAUCAUUUAGAGUUUCUAAAACAGCAGUUUCUUCAAUAGUUAUUGAAGUUUGUAGAGCAAUUUGGAAGAUUUUGAAAGAAAGACAUAUGCCCACACCAACGAUUGCUGAUUUUGAAAAUAUUGCACAAGAGUUUUAUGAAAAUUGGAAUUUUUCAAAUUGUAUUGGUAGUAUUGACGGCAAACAUAUUCGGAUAAAAUGUUCAAAAAACUCCGGUACAGCAAAGUUUAGAAUUUUGCAGAAGUCAAUAGAGACAAAGGUGGAAAAUGCUGACCACGUUGUUAAAGCAAUAUGGAUACUGCACAAUGUAAUUAUCGAUUUGCAAAAAAUUAAUGUUACAGAAAAUUAUAAUAUACACUCAGAUGUAUCAUACCUAUCCGGUGAUUUAACAGUAAGUGUAAAAAAUAACAUAACAUCCAGAGCAGCAGAAAAUGUAAGAAAUAACCUAAAUAAAAGAUGUAUUAAAUCUGUUACACCCGUCUUGCUCCAUGACAAAUCACCACCAAAACAAACACAGGGAAAACAAAAUAAUUUGACGGUUAAAUUGAAUAAAGUCAGUAAUGGUCUUCCUAGUGAUUUUAUUUCAAUUUUUUUUUCGAACGACAAGGACGUAAAUUUUACUUAA
Aphis gossypii (cotton aphid) is the source of this 1191-nucleotide messenger RNA. RefSeq lists its product as uncharacterized. The record is from RefSeq and is a predicted model, not a curated record. Gene Ontology annotation, molecular function: zinc ion binding; ubiquitin-protein transferase activity. The transcript is spliced from 6 exons. Gene Ontology annotation, biological process: protein ubiquitination. The coding region runs from base 97 to 1191 and encodes 364 amino acids. Lineage: Eukaryota; Metazoa; Arthropoda; Insecta; Hemiptera; Aphididae.